AUGAAGGCAUUUCUAUUGAGCUCUGAAUUGAAUUAUAGUAGAGUUUAUGUGGAUUAUUUUGGUUUGGCUCCCGGGGAAACCCAAAGAGUUUUGAUAAAUUGCACAAAAUUGGUGAAAACUGUGUUUUUGGACAGUCGUGUCGACAAUGAGGAAACAAAACGAGCGGUUUACAAUCUGAGAAACUUCUCCAUUUGUAGUUUUUUAAAUAAUCGGUCGAUUUCCAAGAUUUUUUCGGUUUUAUAUGAAGGGUUUGUGGGUAAUUCCACGGUUUUCAAGUGUCCUAUUCAACCGGGUAUUUACUAUCUGAGAAACAGGUUCAGAAGUAAUUUGGUUCCAGCAUUUCAUCCCUCUGGCACUUUCCGUCUAAGCUCCAGAAUAAAGGUGGAACCAAAGGGACCCAUUGCUUUGGAGCUCAUCUGGCGAUAUAGAGUUAUAAGAACAUGA
Molecule: messenger RNA, 444 nt
Organism: Drosophila serrata
Lineage: Eukaryota; Metazoa; Arthropoda; Insecta; Diptera; Drosophilidae
Source: RefSeq, a predicted model, not a curated record